Messenger RNA from Odobenus rosmarus divergens (Pacific walrus), 5237 nucleotides. RefSeq names its product 5'-3' exoribonuclease 1 (gene XRN1). The transcript has 42 exons. Gene Ontology annotation, biological process: rRNA catabolic process; nuclear-transcribed mRNA catabolic process. Gene Ontology annotation, molecular function: 5'-3' RNA exonuclease activity; RNA binding. The record is from RefSeq and is a predicted model, not a curated record. Bases 120 to 5237 code for a protein of 1705 amino acids. Gene Ontology annotation, cellular component: nucleus. NCBI's taxonomy places the organism in Eukaryota, Metazoa, Chordata, Mammalia, Carnivora, Odobenidae.
AUGGUCGGGCGGGCGGUGUGUUGUCAUCUGCGGAGCGACGGCCGGAGGCAGCGGCUUAGGCCCCGGCGGGGCGUUUGGUUUCGCUUUGGCCCUGACUGCAAUUAGCGUUGACGGUCGAAAUGGGAGUCCCCAAGUUUUACCGAUGGAUCUCGGAGCGGUAUCCCUGCCUCAGUGAAGUGGUGAAAGAGCAUCAGAUUCCUGAAUUUGAUAACUUGUACCUGGAUAUGAAUGGAAUCAUACAUCAAUGUUCCCAUCCUAAUGAUGAUGAUGUUCACUUCAGAAUUUCAGAUGAUAAAAUCUUUACUGAUAUUUUUCACUACUUGGAGGUGUUGUUUCGCAUUAUUAAACCUAGGAAAGUGUUCUUUAUGGCUGUUGAUGGUGUGGCUCCUCGAGCAAAAAUGAACCAGCAGCGGGGGAGGCGUUUUAGGUCAGCAAAGGAGGCAGAAGACAAAAUAAAAAAGGCAUUAGAAAAAGGAGAAACUCUUCCUACAGAGGCCAGAUUCGAUUCCAACUGUAUUACACCAGGGACUGAAUUCAUGGCCCGGUUACAUGAACAUCUGAAGUAUUUUGUAAAUAUGAAAAUUUCUACAGAUAAGUCGUGGCAAGGAGUUACCAUCUACUUCUCAGGCCAUGAGACUCCCGGAGAAGGAGAGCAUAAAAUCAUGGAAUUUAUCAGAUCGGAGAAAGCAAAGCCAGAUCAUGAUCCAAACACCAGACAUUGUCUUUAUGGUUUAGAUGCUGACUUGAUUAUGCUUGGAUUAACAAGUCACGAGGCACAUUUCUCUCUUUUAAGAGAAGAGGUUCGGUUUGGUGGCAAAAAGACACAAAGGGUAUGUGCACCAGAAGAAACCACAUUUCACCUCCUACACUUGUCUUUAAUGAGAGAGUAUAUUGACUAUGAGUUUUCAGUAUUGAAAGACAAGAUCACUUUUAAAUAUGAUAUUGAAAGGAUAAUAGAUGAUUGGAUUUUGAUGGGAUUUCUUGUUGGCAAUGAUUUUAUCCCUCAUCUACCUCAUUUACAUAUUAAUCAUGAUGCACUGCCUCUUCUUUAUGGAACAUAUAUAACCAUCCUGCCAGAACUUGGUGGUUAUAUUAAUGAAAGUGGGCAUCUCAACUUACCUAGAUUUGAGAAAUACCUUGUGAAACUAUCAGAUUUUGAUCGGGAACACUUCAGUGAAGUUUUUGUGGACCUAAAGUGGUUUGAAAGCAAAGUUGGUAACAAGUACCUCAAUGAAGCAGCAGGUGUUGCAGCAGAAGAAGCCAAGACCUACAAGGAAAAGAAAAAAUCAAAGGGCCAGGAAAAUGCCAUUUGUUGGGCUGCUUUAGACAAAAAUGGAGAAGUGGUAACUUCUAAGGAUAAUUUAGAAGAUGAGACUGAAGAUGAUGACCUAUUUGAAACUGAGUUUAGACAAUAUAAAAGAACAUACUACAUGACGAAGAUGGGAGUUGAUGUAGUGUCUGACGACUUUCUGGCUGAUCAAGCUGCAUGUUAUGUUCAGGCAAUACAGUGGAUUUUGCACUAUUACUAUCACGGAGUUCAGUCUUGGAGCUGGUAUUAUCCCUACCAUUAUGCACCUUUCCUGUCUGAUAUCCGUAACAUCAGUACACUCAAAAUCCAUUUUGAACUAGGAAAACCUUUUAAGCCAUUUGAACAGCUUCUUGCUGUACUUCCAGCAGCUAGCAAAAAUUUACUUCCUACAUGCUACCAGCACUUGAUGACCAGUGAAGACUCACCAAUUAUAGAAUAUUAUCCACCUGAUUUUAAAACUGACCUAAAUGGGAAACAACAGGAAUGGGAAGCUGUGGUACUAAUACCUUUUAUUGAUGAGAAGCGAUUAUUGGAAGCCAUGGAAACAUGUAACCACUCCCUCAAAAAGGAAGAAAGGAAAAGAAACCAACAUAGUGAAUGCCUAAUGUGCUGGUAUGAUAGAGACACAGAGUUCACUUACCCGUCACCAUGGCCAGAAAAGUUCCCUGCCAUAGAACGUUGUUGUACAAGGUAUAAAAUAAUAUCAUUAGAUGCUUGGCGUGUAGACAUAAGCAAGAACAAAAUAACCAGGAUUGACCAGAAGGCACUGUAUUUCUGUGGAUUUCCUACCCUGAAACACAUCAAACACAAAUUUUUUUUGAAGAAAAGUGGGGUUCAAGUAUUCCAGCAAAGCAGUCGUGGAGAAAACAUGAUGUUAGAAAUCUUAGUGAAUGCAGAAUCAGAUGAACUUAGCGUAGAAAAUAUAGCUUCAUCAGUGCUUGGAAAGUCUGUCUUUGUUAAUUGGCCUCAUCUUGAAGAAGCUAGAGUUGUUGGUAUAUCAGAUGGAGAAACUAAAUUUUACUUGGAAGAACCUCCAGGAACACAGAAGCUUUAUUUGGGAAGAACUGCCCCACCAUCUAAAGUGGUCCAUCUUGGAGACAAAGAACAAUCUAACUGGACAAAAGAAGUACAAGGAAUUUCAGAAUACUACCUAAGAAGGAAAGGAAUAAUAAUAAAUGAAACAUCUGCAGUUGUAUAUGCUCAGUUACUCACAGGUCGUAAAUACCAAAUAAAUCAAAAUGGUGAAGUUCGUCUAGAGAAACAAUGGUCAAAACAAGUUCUUCCUUUUGUUUAUCAAACUAUUGUAAAGGACAUCCGAGCUUUUGACUCCCGUUUCUCCAAUAUCAAAACAUUGGAUGACUUGUUUCCUCCUAGAAGUAUGGUCUUUAUGCUGGGAACCCCCUAUUAUGGCUGCGCUGGAGAAGUUCAAGAUUCAGGGGAUGUGAUUACAGAAGGUAGGAUUCGUGUGGUUUUCAGCAUUCCAUGUGAACCCAAUCUUGAUGCUUUAAUACAGAACCAGCAUAAAUAUUCUAUAAAGUACAACCCAGGAUAUGUGUUGGCCAGUCGUCUUGGAGUGAGUGGAUACCUUGUUUCAAGGUUUACAGGAAGUAUUUUUAUUGGAAGAGGAUCUAGGAGAAACCCUCAUGGAGACCAUAAAGCAAAUGUGGGUUUGAAUCUCAAAUUCAACAAAAAAAAUGAGGAGGUACCUGGAUAUACCAAGAAAGUUGGAAGUGAGUGGAUGUAUUCAUCUGCAGCAGAACAACUUCUUGCAGAGUACUUAGAGAGAGCUCCAGAACUAUUUAGUUAUAUAGCCAAAAAUAGCCAAGAGGAUGUAUUCUAUGAAGAUGACAUUUGGCCUGGAGAAAAUGAGAACGGUGCCGAGAAAGUUCAAGAAAUUAUUACUUGGCUAAAGGGACAUCCUGUCAGUACUUUGUCUCGUUCUUCUUGUGAUUUACAAAUUCUGGAUGCAGCUAUUGUUGAGAAAAUUGAGGAAGAAGUCGAAAAGUGCAAGCAAAGAAAGAAUAAUAAGAAGGUACGAGUGACAGUGAAGCCCCAUUUGCUGUACAGACCUUUAGAACAGCAACAUGGAGUCAUUCCUGAUCGAGAUGCAGAAUUUCGUCUCUUUGACCGUGUGGUAAAUGUGAGAGAGAACUUUUCAGUUCCAGUUGGCCUUCGGGGCACCAUCAUAGGAAUUAAAGGGGCUAAUAGAGAAGCUGAUGUACUAUUUGAAGUGUUAUUUGAUGAAGAAUUUCCUGGAGGCUUAACAAUAAGGUGCUCUCCUGGUAGAGGUUAUCGACUGCCAACAAGUGCCUUGGUGAAUCUUACUCAUGGGAGUCGCUCUGAAACCGGAAAUCAGAAGUUGACAGCCAUUGUGAAACCACAACCAGCUGUGAAUCACUAUAGCUCAAAUUCAUCAAUUUCAUCUGGGCAUUUGGGAGGCCUGAACCAUUCCCCUCAAUCACUUUUUGUUCCUACUCAAGUACCUACUAAAGAUGAUGAUGAAUUUUGCAACAUUUGGCAGUCCUUACAGGGAUCUGGAAAGGUUCAACACUUUCAGCCAACUCUACAAGAGAAGGUUGCAGUUCUACCUCAAGAAGUAAGUCAAGUAACUCAACAUCAUAAAUCUGGCUUUACUGACAACAGUAUUAAAUGUCAGCAAAGAAAACAUGAGCCUCACAGAAAAUUUAAAGAAGAGUGUAAGAGUCCUAAAACUGAGAGUCGGUUACAAAAACUGUCAAAUAAGCAGCCUAACCCUGGAAUUGAGAACUUUUUAGCAUCCUUGAAUAUCUCCAAAGAAAAUGAAGUACAGUCAUCUCAUCAUGAAGAGCCUCCAAGUGAAGAACUUUUGUCACCACAAUCAUUUGCUAUGGGAACUCGGAUGCUUAAAGAAAUACUAAAAAUUGAUGGCUCUGAUGCUGUGGACCAUAAAAAUGAAAUGAAGCAGUUUGGUAAUGAAGUCACUGUUUCCUCUAAUAGAAGAGAUGAAUAUGGACCUUCCUCCCAGGCUAAACAAAAUAAGAAAUUAACAUCUUAUAUGAAUAAGCUUCACAGUACUAGCGAAUACCAUAAUGUUCAGUCUAUGGACCAUGUGUGUUGGCCUGCUCCCAGCCAUAUCCCUCCUGUGUCCACACCAGUAACUGAACUUUCUCGAAUUUGUUCCCUUGUUGGAAUGCUACAACCAGAUUUCUCCUUUCUUAGAACACCACAGACAAUGACAGUUUGCCAGGUAAAAUUAUCUAAUGGCUUACUGGUACAUGGGCCACAGUGCCAUUCUGAAAAUGAAGCCAAGGAAAAAGCCGCACUUUUUGCUUUACAACAAUUGGGCUCCUUAGGAGUGAAUUUCCCUUUGCCUCCACCAAUAUUUCCAAAUUAUCCUCCUGCUGUACCACCCGGAACCGUUCCCCCAGUUUUUCCUCAACCUACUGGCUGGGAUCACUAUGGAAGCAACUUAGCACUGGGGGCAGCUAAUAUAAUGCCUUCAUCAUCUCAUCUCUUUGGAUCCAUGCCAUGGGGACCACCAGUGCCAGUUCCUGGGAAGCCAUUUCAUCAUUCUUCAUAUUCUGGGACCAUGCCCAUGGCUGGGGGAAUGCCAGGUGGUGUGCACAAUCAGUUCAUACCUCUACAGGUUACUAAAAAAAGGGUUGCAAAUAAAAAGAACUUUGAGAGUAAGGAGGCCCAGAGUUCUCAAGCUACCCCGCUUCAGACUAGCCAGCCAGGGUCUUCCAUUGUCACCAAAGUGAUUCCACAGGAGAGUUCAUCAGCUUCCUUAAAGUCCUCUCAGAUUACUCAACCUGCAUCUUCUUUUCAAGCUGAAGCUGCCUCCCAAGGCCAUAGUAUGUCUCAUCACAAGUCCACACCGAGCUCAUCUUCAAGAAGAAAAUCAAGAAAACUGGCCGUCAAUUUUGGCGUUUCUAAACCUUCUGAAUAA